AUGGCUUUUAGCCAACGACUCUCCGUGAUGAUCACAUCUUUGAUCUUUCUCUACACAAUCCCAUCAACCACAUCGAUCUCACCAGACGCACCAACAAUGAUUCUAAUCGACAGUAUAUGCCUCGAGACCGUGAACGCGUAUUACUGCGAACGUUCAAUCAUCUCUAAACUCGACCAACCCCAUACUGAAAUCACGACCAUUGCGAAAAUAGCAGCUUUCAAUGCAUUGUACAACUCCAAAAUAACAAUUGCUCUAAUCAGAGAUGAUUUUAUUCCCAGGGCAGAUAAUCCUCUGGCCAAGGCUAAGCUUCGUACUUGCCUUGCAACGUGCAACGGCGUGGAGAAAUAUCUUGAAGGUGCGUAUCGAGCAGUGCUUCGAAAUGAUUAUUCAGAAAUGAGAAGAUAUCAAUCAUAUGUGCUUGGUUUGCUUGACAAGUGUAAGACUGAUUUUGAUCCUAUGGUGCGUAAAAAUUGGUGGGCUAGGCUAAUGAUUAAUAUCUCUAUAUUAGCAGCUCGUAGGCUCUAA
Molecule: messenger RNA, 525 nt
Organism: Arabis nemorensis
Lineage: Eukaryota; Viridiplantae; Streptophyta; Magnoliopsida; Brassicales; Brassicaceae
Source: the annotation of a GenBank genome assembly